CUUGACCAGUAGGUGAAAUUGUAAUGUGCUGGGACAGUUAGUAUAUGUGAAACAAGGCUGAGCUAAGACUCAGAUAUGUUGGAGUUUAUGGUAAGAGAACUCCGGGAAAAAUAAAAGGCGGGAAGGUAAAGACUGAUGAAUGUUAGAGCUGCAUUGUUUGAUAUCGUGUAUAUUGUAGCUCACAGAGGGUACUUGCAUAUAGAGACAGUUACCACUCAAUGAUACAAUCAUUCAUAAAUUUGACAAGGAAAGAAACACACUGAAGAAGUAUCCUCAAGGUAGAUACAGAUGAAGAGAGCUGGAGAAAUUUCGAGUUGAGUUAUUCUACUGUUAUUGGGAGAAGUGAUCUGCGGAUAGGGAACUGGAGGAUAUAAAAAAACACAAAUUAAGGAACCUGAAUCUGGAAUAUCCUGAACUUUAGAGAAAAUUAUGUAAAUAGACUAACUGAAACCAAAUGUCGAUGAUAUUCUGGUCGCCUCAGUCUGGUAACAUUAUCGGAAAUGAAAAAAAAGUUACUGUUCAAGGGAUAAGACAAGACUGAGGACUAUUUAACUAUUGUAGGAAAUUUGUAGAAAAUUGCAGCGAACUAUCCAGACUCCUGCAAAAAGAGGUGUGGGCUAGGUCAGAGAAAAUUGAAUGGGGACCUGAGCAAGAGACAUUCUUUGUCAAAAUCAAACAGACAUUAGCUUCACACCAGCACUAGCACUCCCUGACGUGAAAAAGCUCUUUCACCCCUCUUGUAGUGAAAGCAAGGGCAAUCAGUCUGCAGUAGUGCUACAGAGACACAGUGACAGGCUCAGGCCUGGGGGAUACUAUGCAAAAUGGAUCUGGUCAUGAUGGGGCAACAUUUAUGUGUUCAAGUCUUCCAAUGUACUACCUGGUCAGGAAUUACAUCCUCCCCCUUGACACAAUUAAGGGAGGAUGUCCACUCCCCACAUAGUAUAGUUUAGCUAUUGGAAGCUGGCAAACUGAAAGGUAUUACAGACAGUUGGUGAGCCAAAAGGGCAGCUGCGCUGUUGCCAGGAGACAAGCACAUGGAAGUGAUUAAAGACAAUUAAGAGAACCCAGCAAGCUAUGUGAAUCAGGAAGAAGAGACACCUGAUUGUAUCCCCCUCAUGGAGCAGGAAGAAGAGACAUAGAGUCGAGUUAAGGAAGAGCCAUGAGAGGGGCCAGAUGUAAAAUGCAUAUUUGUAAAUUGGGAGCAGAAGUACUAUGAUGGUGUUCAGGACCCUCAGCAGAACAGGAUCGUCAACCCCAGGACGGGAGCCGGAAUAGAUUAAUUUGCUUGCAUAUAUACAUGAUGUGAUUGCACGGCGACUGCACAUAAGGAUAUUACUGCUAUUAGCAUAAGGAUGAAAACGCUAAUCCUCUAUGGCGUCCUCUCAAUAUUGAGCCCAUCGGAGGCAGACAGAUGAUGAAGUUUGCUUGGGAUAACUACAGACAAUAUGCAUGGGGGACCAAUGAGCUCAAACCCUUGUCGAAGAGUGGACAUGCAAGUGGUUUAUUUGGAGGGCUUCUGGGAGCUACAAUUGUGGACUCUUUGGACACACUGUACAUUAUGGGUCUUCAGGAGGAGUUUGCAGAAGCCAGAGAAUGGGUGGAAAACAACUUGGACUUUAAUGUGAAUGGAGAAGUGUCUGUCUUUGAGGUAACCAUACGUUUUGUUGGCGGGCUGCUGUCAGCAUAUUACCUAACGGGCGAUGAGUUAUUCAAGAUGAAAGCAAUUGAAUUGGGAGAGAAGCUAUUACCGGCAUUUAACACCCCAACAGGCAUCCCCUGGGCCUUAAUAAACCUCCGUAGUGGAGUUGGUCGGAACUGGGGCUGGGCCUCAGGAGGAAGUAGCAUUCUGGCAGAGUUUGGCACUUUACACCUAGAGUUCGUGCACCUGAGUGAGGUGUCAGGCGAUCCAAAGUUUGCUGAAAAGGUGAUGAAAAUCCGGAAAGUUCUGAAUCGGUUAGAAAAACCUCAUGGGCUUUACCCCAACUAUCUAAGCCCUGUUACUGGUCACUGGGGACAGCAUCAUGUUUCCAUUGGUGGGCUUGGGGACAGCUUCUAUGAAUAUUUGAUCAAAACCUGGCUUAUGUCUGACAAAACUGAUGAGGAGGCCAAAACUAUGUAUUAUGAAGCUUUACAGGCUAUAGAGACAAAUCUAGUGAGAAAAUCUGCCAGUGGUCUGACAUAUAUUGCAGAAUGGAGGGGUGGGAUACUGGACCAUAAGAUGGGUCACCUGGCCUGUUUUUCUGGAGGGAUGUUAGCAAUGGGAGCUGAUGAUGCACCAGCAGACCUGUCUAAACAUUACAUGGAAUUAGCAGCAGAAAUCACCAUCACCUGCCAUGAGUCAUACAAGCGUUCAGCCACCAGACUUGGUCCUGAAGCAUUUCGUUUCGAUGGUGGUGCAGAUGCUGUUGCAACGAGAAUGAAUGAUAAGUAUUACAUUCUGCGACCUGAAGUGGUUGAAACCUACAUGCACAUGUGGAGAUUUACCCAUGACCCCAGAUAUAGGGAAUGGGGCUGGGAGGCAGUGCAGGCUCUGGAGCAGCACUGUCGAGUAGAUGCAGGAUUUUCUGGGAUAAGAGAUGUGUACAACACCUUGCCACACCAUGAUGACGUACAGCAGAGCUUUUUUCUUGCAGAGACAUUAAAGUACCUUUAUGUGCUGUUCUCUGAAGAUGAACUGCUGUCUCCAGAACACUGGGUAUUUAACACAGAGGCCCAUCCUCUGCCUGUGAUACAAAAGAACACACAGGAACAAGUGAUCACACAUGAUCAGUAAACACAUAUACCCUGAAGAAGGGUUAACCUUUAUCAGUCUUUUGGGUUGAGAUGCAUUUCCUUUCCAGUAAAGGACUUUUAUCGAUUUAGAUAGAAAUGGGUUAAGAGUCAGCAGUGUAAUCGAUGUGUUGUGGUAUUUGAUCUGUCUGGACACAUUGAUUUCCUCUGUGAGGAGAUGAGUAGCCCUUUUGGCUGCUUGUAGUGGGCCACAUUUGAAAGUAAAUUCUCAAAUAUAUUACCUGUCCACAAGGCUUGAAUGAGGGAGAAUGCAAAGAUCAAUUUGAGACUCUUCUUUCUGACCAAAGGAUUAAAAUUCAUAACUGUAAAGGCUGUUACUUUACUUCUCAUUUUUAUGAAAAAAAUGUGUAAAGCAAAGUAAAUGCAUAUUUAGUUGUUUAUAUUAGUAAUUAAACUAGCAUCUCUCUGGUACUACGACCAAAUAUUGCAUUGACGUCAUGAUCUGGAGAUCCUGAGGUUCCAUUAUUCAUUGACUAGGCCUUUCAUUUUCUUGGGUCAUUGAUUGGUGUAAUUGUAUAAAAUCUUUGUGUGGUACCUUAACUUGUUUAUUAAUUAUUAACUUUAAAUAAGUUAACAAAUGUGCUAAACAAUGAGGAUAAGAGUACAAUAAAAUUAGUCAACUGUAUGAAGAAAGAAUACAGGAAACAAAAUAUUGACAACUGGAAAUUCAUCUUGAGUAGUAGCUGUUUUGGAUUUCCAUUUACACUAUUGCCCAAAGCAAAUUUCACAAUUUAAAUGUUAUUUUUUAUAUUCCAUAAUCAAAUACUUUUCAAUCUAUACAGACUGAAUGAAAAUAUCCUGAAAUAUGGAUAGUGAAAUUGGGCAAUGCCAGCAGCGUGAAAUGGGCUCUGAAUAAAUUAGCAGCCAAAGUUUCACCUUUCUUGGUUUUCUUUACACCAAGGUUCACAGAACAAGAGUUUAGACACUUGUUUUCAGAUUGACUUCCAUGUCACACUUGGCUUUUACUUGGUUUGUAAUUGAAAAAACUUCACAAUAUUUUCCAAGUUUACAGAAAUUUUAAAUUUGGCACAGUGAAAAAAAUCAUCUGUGAAUUUGCUGCAAACCAUUUUUUGCAUUGCUGGCAUACACCAGUUUCAUCCCCGUUUUGUUUUAAGUCACCAGAUUUUUUUGAUAAUUAUAGUCAAGAAAAAAUUCAUUUUAUGUAGUGCUAUUCUGAUCUCAAUCCAAAUUUACACAUAAUCAUGUAAUUUCUAAUCAAAGUACCCAUCGUAGCCAUAGCUGUGAUGUAAUAUACACUUACAUCAAUCACAUUUACAUUCAUUCUGUCUCAUUUACAAUUUUACUUAUGCAAUUAUGACACUUAUUUUGUUGUUGAUUGUUUUACAUUAUUCUGAUUCUGAUCAAGUCAUAUAUUUAUACUGUUUAUGCCUAAGCUCAGUUAUACAUUAAGGUCAAUUAUGUAAUAUUGAUUGAUUCCAAUGAUUCCAAUGUACAUUAGAAUAAUUAUUAAGAUGAAAAUGACAGUUAGGAAAAGACUUGAAAGUCUAUAUAGCUUGUUCCCCACAUUAUGCAACACAGUAUGUUAACUUCACACCAACUUCGUGCCAUAUCUCUUUGGAGAGGUAAAAGCAAAACUAUCAUAGAGACAUCUGAAAAUUUCCUCUCUGAGCCCCUUCAGCAAUCAAAAUUACUACAGGAAAUCACAUUGUCCUGAGCUACAUUAUACAAUAGUCUGGCCUUUGUUUAAUUAUUCUGAUUUAAAAAUUACAUGGCUCAAGCAAGAAUUCUCAGUCUGUUGGGCUAAUGUUUGUGCUCACUUAUGCACAUCAACUUUUGUAUCAUUUUAUAUUCUUACUAUUCAAAUGCAUUUCAAAAUCCCUUUUAAAUGAUGCCUGAGUCAUCACACAUGAAUCAUUACAUCUGCUAAUAGUAAUUGUGAAAAUUAUUUACCACUUGCCCUCCUUAUGGUAAUUCUGAGUUUGUGUCCCUUGCAACUAGUUCACCAACCAGUGAAAUCCAACUUUUAUUAAUGUUCAUAAUUUUGUUCAGACCUGUUAAUUAAAUGUCUCUUCCAGUGGAAAAAUAACAAUUUUUCAUGACAUUCUUAUACUGUAUAUAAGUUCUCAUUCCAAAUGACAUUCAAGUAGACCUUCACUGUCUCUUUCCAUGACUCACCCUUCCUAUAAACAAAAGUCCAUACUGCACUUUAACUAUAGCCCAGUGUUUUGAAAAACUUCAACAUCAUUUCAGUCUUUAUACGAGGUAUUGCUCUGUAAAAAAAAAAAACCCAGAAUCUUUUAUUAGGAUGUAAUAUCCAGGGAGAUGAGAGGAUGACUAGUUUAUAGUGGUGCAUAUUGAAGGGCAUACAUGGUAUACUCACUUUUUAUCAUUCCAAAGUCAUGUCUCUAAAAGCACAAAGUAGUAAAUCAAGCAAGGAUAAGAUGAUGUAAACCAGUUAUACUUUGGCAAAUCCUUUAAAACUAUGUGACAGCUGCUAUUACAGUUUUAUUUGGACUAAUUGCUAUUAUAUUAAUAGUGAUUCAGUAUGAAAUAAAAAUUUUGGUAAUUGCCAUCGGUGAUCUUUGUGGAAAAAUAUAUCAUUAUAACAGCCAUAAGUAGGAAUAUAUUUAACACCAAUUUUUCUACAUCGCUAGCGUAAGAGAUAAGUUUAUUUUGUUUUAAAAGGCUAUCUGAAUAUCCCUGAUUCAUUUUACAGAUUUUGGUCCAGGUUAUUGAGUGUAUUCUCACAUUUUAAGCAGUAUAUAUGACAUUUGUAUCAUAAUCUAGUAAAAAUCUUGCAACAUAAUGUAAUUUUCGUUUCAAAUUAGUUCAUGCAAUGCUUUCCUUCUCGCACCCUAGCUUACUUAAUGACAAUGUCUCCCUCACUCAAAGAUAAAUUAGUAUGUAAGAAAUCAACACCAAACUAAUUGCUAGACAAUGCACCAAAUAGUGUCAAACGUCUAAAUUUCUUUAAGGGGAUAUUCUCAGAAUAUUCUUCUGAUGUAGAUCUCAGGUGUGUAUCAUAUGUUCACUUUUAGAAUUCGCAUAAUGAUCUUUUCAACAUUUUCCUAAGUUUCUUUGUUCCCUUAUAUGUUAAGAAUCUUACAAUCAUAAGGAAUAAUGCCUUUCCCAUCUCUGUAAAAUUUACAUCUUCACAGUUUUUUUUUUUAAAUUGUAGUUGCCAUCUAUCUGCCCACUUCCUAGUUAUUGGGAAGUCUUGCUAAAACUACACAACUAUACUAGUCAGACCACAGCUGGAAUAUUGUGAACAGUUUUGAGCCACUUAUCUAAGGAAAGAUAUGCGGGCAUUGGUGGUAGUCCAGCGAAUGAUCACGAGGUGGGUUCUGGGUAUGGAGGGUUUGUCACAUGAGGAGAGGUUGAGGAGGUCAGUCUUGUACUGACUGGAGUUUAAAAGAACGAG
This is a messenger RNA of Chiloscyllium plagiosum (whitespotted bambooshark), 6172 nucleotides long. The record is from RefSeq and is a predicted model, not a curated record. NCBI's taxonomy places the organism in Eukaryota, Metazoa, Chordata, Chondrichthyes, Orectolobiformes, Hemiscylliidae.